AUGUCCAACGCGCAUGCACAACGAUUGAACGUCGUACUGUGUGUUUCUUUAAAGCAGGACGCCAGGGCAGAGUCGAGUGAGGCUGGAUAUACUGUCGCGGGCGUUCGCGCAACCCAGAUGUCAGACACUGCAGUUAAACGCCUGCACAUCACACCUCUAGACGCCGCAAUCCUCGAUACGGUGCUACAGCCCUCCAUCCGCCAUCUCGCCACUGAUAUCUCAUUCCAUACGAUCGAGACCUAUCCGGAGAAUAACUACGGCUUUGUCACUCUUCCAGUGGUAGACGCAGACAAGGUUACGAAGAAGUUGAACGGCGCAAUCCUCAAGGGCAAGAAGUUCAGGAUAGAGCAAGCGAAGCCAGCCCCCACCAGCACCACCACUGCUAUCAGCCAGCAAAGAUCUGUUGGAUCAGCCAGUCGCAAACACCCUGAUACACUAGAGAAGGAUAUCCCUCUCAAACGAAAGGCCACUGAGAAUACCAUUGAAGGCUACGAGCUCCCGUCGCCGCGGAAAGUAAUGCGAGGAUGGACCGAACCGCGCGCGUCUCUGGGUAGAUCGAAAAAGAAAGACGAAGAUUCGAAGAAAUCAAAGAAACAGCCCUCGAAAUACUCAAACGGCUCCGAAUGCCUGUUUCGUACCGUCCCUCCGGCAAAUAAGUCUACAAAGUCAAGCAAGAAGCGAGAGGGAGCUGAUUCUGUGACAGUCCAUGAAUUCAAAAAGACAAUCAAACAUCCAAGCUUUGUGAAGUCUGGAGAAAAUGUUGCGCCAUCAAAGCUUACUGGUGAAUACGUUGAAGGGAAGGGAUGGGUAGACCGAGAAGGCAAUGUUAAAGAGCAGCCGCCGAAGAGGAGUGAGAGACCACAGGCGCAGUCGUCUACAAAGUCAAAAGAAGCAGUAGCAGUUGUCAAGGCGGAUAAAAAGACCGAUACCACGGUAGAAUCGCCGGUUGCUAGUAGUGAAUCAGGAUCGUCGGAAGCUGCAUCUUCCAGUAGCGACGACUGGACUAGCUCGGAGGGAUCUGAUGAAUCGUCAGAGGCUGAGGAGUCGGAUGGUGAAUCUUCUGGCACGGGAUCAUCGUCUAGCUCGGCAGCAUCGGAUGGUGAAGAGUCUGAAGCUGUGGAACAGGAGCCUCCGGCCGCACCUGUCGAAGAGGUCGCAUCGGCGGCCCAAGUUCACCCACUCGAAGCACUAUUCAAACGGCCAAAGUCUUCAGGCAGCUCAAUUCCGAACCCACACUUGACAAUUGAUACCCAAUUCAGCUUUUUUGGAAACGCCGAAGACUCUGGAAGUGACAUUGAAGCACACAACGAAGGCUAUACAGAACCGCAAACCCCCUUUACGGCUCUAGACCUGCAGUCUCGGUCCAUGCGAAGUUUGGCCCCUACACCUGAUACGGCACUUCCCACUAAAAUAACAUUUUGGGAAAACGACGCGAAUGAGGAUUAUUUACGUGAUGACAAUGAUGGGUUAGAUGUGGCGGCCGCUGACAAGGAGCACACUCUCUCUCCGACCAAGCCAGGCGCUAAGCGCGGGAAAGAUGGCGCCGAUGAUAGCGAGUUUGCCCAGUGGUUCUGGGAGAACCGAGGUGAUAACAACCGAGCUUGGAAACGGAGAAGAAGGGAAGCAGGCAAGGAGAAGCGCCAGAGAGACAACAAGAGCCAUAGCUCUAGGGGUAGACGAUAG
Molecule: messenger RNA, 1683 nt
Organism: Arthroderma uncinatum
Lineage: Eukaryota; Fungi; Ascomycota; Eurotiomycetes; Onygenales; Arthrodermataceae
Exons: 1
Coding region: 1-1683 (560 amino acids)
Source: RefSeq, a predicted model, not a curated record